UCCGUCCCCAACCUCCCCAUGUCCCCAACACCCCAUCCUCACUGUCCCCAAUAUCCCCAGUCCCCAACCUCCCCAUGUCCCCAUGUCCCCCACUGCCACUGUCCCCACUGUCCCCCACCUUCCCGGUGUCCCCAGUGUCCCCACCGUCCUGUCCCCAACCUUCCCACUCUCCCCAAUACCCCCAUCCUCACUGUCCCCAACCUCCCCAGUGUCCCCAGUGUCCCCACCGUCCUGUCCCCAACCCUUCCCACUCUCCCCAAUACCCCAUCCCCACUGUCCCCCACCUCCCCGGUGUCCCCAGUGUCCCCAAGAUGCCAUUCCCUCCCUCCCCAACCUCCCCAUGUCCCCAACACCCCAUCCUCACUGUCCCCAAUAUCCCCAGUCCCCAACCUCCCCAUGUCCCCAUGUCCCCCACUGCCACCGUCCCCACUGUCCCCAACCUCCCCAGUGUCCCCAGUGUCCCCACCGUCCUGUCCCCAACCUUCCCACUCUCCCCAAUACCCCAUCCCCACUGUCCCCCACCUCCCCGGUGUCCCCAGUGUCCCCAAGAUGCCAUUCCCUCCGUCCCCAACCUCCCCAUGUCCCCAACACCCCAUCGUCACUGUCCCCAAUAUCCCCGGUCCCCAACCUCCCCAUGUCCCCACAUCCCCAACCUCCCCAGUGUCCCCAGUGUCCCCACCAUCCU
This is a messenger RNA of Harpia harpyja (harpy eagle), 685 nucleotides long. RefSeq lists its product as uncharacterized. The record is from RefSeq and is a predicted model, not a curated record. The annotation marks the transcript as partial. The transcript has a single exon. Lineage: Eukaryota; Metazoa; Chordata; Aves; Accipitriformes; Accipitridae.